Mesitornis unicolor (brown roatelo) is the source of this 751-nucleotide messenger RNA. It is a transcript of the gene RERG, whose product is annotated as RAS-like, estrogen-regulated, growth inhibitor. Gene Ontology annotation, molecular function: GTPase activity; GTP binding. The transcript has 4 exons. The coding region runs from base 1 to 579 and encodes 192 amino acids. Lineage: Eukaryota; Metazoa; Chordata; Aves; Mesitornithiformes; Mesitornithidae. The record is from RefSeq and is a predicted model, not a curated record.
AUGGCUUGUGCAUCUCACCUGGAAUCUUUUGUUCCUCCAGCUCUUGUCGUACGCUUCCUGACGAAACGGUUCAUCUGGGAGUAUGACCCGACACUAGAGUCUACAUAUCGUCACCAAGCUACCAUUGAUGAUGAAGUGGUUUCCAUGGAGAUACUAGAUACAGCUGGUCAGGAGGAUGCUAUUCAGAAAGAAGGACAUGUGCGAUGGGGAGAAGGCUUCGUGCUGGUUUAUGACAUCACGGACAGAGGCAGCUUUGAGGAAGUGCUGCCGCUUAAGAACCUGUUGGAUGAAGUAAAAAAGCCCAAAAAUGUCACCCUGAUCCUGGUGGGGAACAAAGCAGACUUGGAUCACUCCAGGCAGGUCAGCACAGAGGAAGGUGAAAAGCUGGCCACGGAACUAGCAUGUGCUUUUUAUGAGUGUUCUGCUUGCACAGGAGAGGGCAACAUUAUGGAGGCCUUCUAUGAGCUCUGUCGUGAGGUACGGCGUCGAAAGAUGGUCCAGGGCAAGACUCGGAGACGAAGCUCCACCACUCACGUCAAGCAGGCUAUUAAUAAGAUGCUUACCAAAAUCAGCAGCUAAAAAGAGCUGUACUAAGCCACAGAAGCAGAGCACAUUUAAUUAAAAAUGGUCAAAGCUUUGCAAUUAAAAAAAAAUAGAAGAGACUAACCACACCACUUUUUUGAGUAACACAGGGUCAGACUUCUUUUGUUUCAAAAUGUAUUUAGCCACACUGCUUCUGGCUAAUGUGGGG